Umbelopsis ramanniana AG is the source of this 2092-nucleotide messenger RNA. RefSeq lists its product as uncharacterized. Gene Ontology annotation, cellular component: nuclear pore. Gene Ontology annotation, molecular function: protein binding. The transcript has 8 exons. Bases 430 to 2052 code for a protein of 540 amino acids. Gene Ontology annotation, biological process: nucleocytoplasmic transport. NCBI's taxonomy places the organism in Eukaryota, Fungi, Mucoromycota, Umbelopsidomycetes, Umbelopsidales, Umbelopsidaceae. The record is from RefSeq and is a predicted model, not a curated record.
AGCCGCUCACAAGCCCACUAAACAAAAUAAUUAGCAUAGCUCAUAUACAAACGUUGAUUUCUCCCACGUUAUAGUACGUACAGUCAUAACUAUAGUUCCAUGUGAGUGAUAUGCAAGUCGUAACCGUCGGAUAGACAGUAAAGCAGCCCGUUCGUCCGCAAGGCUGCCUUGAGGUUCUCGCUUCCGCUUACCAAGCAAACUUAGAGCUUGCUUGCUAUUGUCCAAGGCGGCAUCGCAUUCUGAAGAUGUCCACGCUAGACCUGAGCAUGACAUUCCGAGUUGUCCAAUGCAAAACACAAUGCGUUGCACGUCACGCUGAGGUUCAAGAGCGUACUAUGUGCACUGCCCAAAAAAUUUGGCAAGCCUAGUGGCACGCAUUUUUUUUUUUUAACUUUCAAAACCCUGCAACUUUCACUCACACUCAAAGCUAUGCAGGCUACAGAUCGGAGAAAGUUACCUCAAUCCGACGAGGUAACACUUGCUGAAGUGAAUAGCGAGCUAGUCAUAGCAAAGUUAAAUAAUCCAAACGAUCCUAAUCUCCAACGUAUCAUUCAAGGCAGUCCAAUUCUCUUUCCUACUAUACAAUGUGGCAAUAGAGAAACAGUACCGACCAUCAAGGGACAAAAGGCAUGGUCAGACAAAGAUGCUGAUAAUCAAGCGCUCAUAGACAUUGUGUGGAACCAACUAUCUUCACGAUUUGCUGAUUUGCAACAGACCGGAGCCUUUCAUGCUUUUGACGGCGCUUGGCAGAUCCUUGCGCCUGUCUUGAAAUCCAUAUUUCGCGACGAGUUUGCAGAGAUGCUCGGUGAAAAGCACAAUCAGAAUGCGAGAAACGCUUAUAUUAAAGCGGUGGCAUGGCACCCUCACCGCGAAAUCCUCGCUGUAGCUCAUCAAGACGAUGUCGUGUUUGUCUACCAACUGGAAGGUCACAGAUGGGUCAGCAGAAUGUUAUCACAUGAAUUCAUGGUAGAUGUUUCUAGUAUGGAGUGGAAGUAUCGAUCGGCAGGAACCCUUGCAGUAGGCGCUAGAUCUGGAGUUUGUAUAUGGGAUCUUUACAGCAACAUAGGCAAGAUGCCACCCCAUUUCUCGUUUGAUAGCGGAGUUCCCAAAAAGAUACCAAACGUGUCGUCUGGUUCAUCCAGUGGGUCCAGUUCAGUUUCAGGAACACACUCACCAACCUCUGGAUUAGCCAAGGGAGCAUGGAUGAGUUAUCUACAGUACCCAAAACAUACCUCCAUAUUAUCACUUUCAUGGGAUCCUACACCUGGUAGCCACCUGCUGGCCUCGACAUCAGCCAUUGAUUCCACCGUUGUCAUAUGGGACACUUUGACAGACACUGCCACCCCUCUCCGACGACCGGAUAACGGUUUACAUAUUGUUAGGUGGAGUCCCAAUGGUGUCUGGAUUUUUGUAGCCAGCGUGAAAGGACACAUUAGGGUAUGGGAGACCAGGCGGUGGACAGACAAGCUGAUACUCAACCCAUCUGGUCGAGCAGUCAAGUCUGCGUGCUGGACACCUGACGGGGCCAAUCUCUUUUACAGUCUUCGAGGCGAGGAUGAGCUUAGAAUGAUUUAUUUUAAUAAGGCAUCUUCGGGAAUAGAUUGUAAAUCCAUUUCCAUCAAAAACUUCCCUGUGGUUGAGGAGACUCUUGCCUCCGGCGAGAAACAAAAAGUGAACGGUGCUAUUCGUAAUAUAUGCAUAGACCAAGUGACUGGAGAACGCAUGGUGAUUUCCUUUGAAGAUUCCAACGUGCUCGCAUUGUUCCUUGUCCGAAAGAUGACGGGUCUUGCCGUGGCUACUGACAGCGUGUGUCUUUUCAGUGGCUACAUCCGAGGUGCUGCACUCAAUGUUCAACCGCCAAGCGUGACCAAUAUAUCCACCCUUCCUAUUGUCAAUACAGAGUCACUUGGUGAUGCCCAACCUCUUCAUAUUACAUUUGCACGCAAGUUUGAACAUGGAUCACUUCUUUCCAUUGCAUGGAGCAACGGCGCCGUCACAUUUGUUCCCUUGUAUUUCCUUGACUCUUCCAAGAUCACUGCACCGAAAUUCUGAUUAAACUCCAUCUCACUCUUUGACUUUCCUAUCCAUUAUU